AUGGCUUCGGCCGGUACGUCACAAGGAGAUAGCCAGAUUUCGUUUGCAAAAAUUGCUGCCAUGCCCUCGUCUUCAAAACCUGAACUGUCUUCAAUCCCCGAUACAAGUGGCAACAGUGACAAUGCUCCCGUACCUGCCGUACCUAAACCGUUUGAUAGUAGUGUUCCUGCGUCUGGCUCGCAGCCCGUCCAAAAUACGGCCACCAGAGAGGGUUCCACUGACGAUUCUCUGGUGGAAGGCCUACAAGCAAGAGUGCAAGAGCUUGAGCUUACCCCGCAAAAGGACCAUGAAGGCUCGGGAUCUUCCCUGGACGGCCAGGACGGCAACAUGCUCAAACGAGAUCACUUCUUCGACGAUGAUCACACCCAUCUUUCCAACUCUUCCACGAAAAUGACUAAUUUUGACUCUAAGAGCUUAGCCUCUGUGACAACUUUCGCAAUGGAUGAAAACAAUUCCGUUCGACCGGAUGACAGUGCUAGUGUCCAAGCUAUUGAUGAAGAAGAGUCUUUGUCUGGCCCGGCAUCUGGCGCACCUAACUCGGUGACAGGCUCCGAGGCCGGUGGCCGAGGAUUCCGAGACCCUCGUGAUGGUAAUGCCCAGCGAUCCCGUGGCGUGCUCCCAGUUUCUGGGCCAUUUUUUAGCAGUUCCAACCAACGCGGAACUGUCAAUAUUCCCCCUGAUUCGGUUUCUAACAAUUUUGUGAUCCCAGCCAUCCCGGAUGGGUUGCCAGAUGGCACAACCCCGCAUGGAUUUCCUCUUGACCCCGACGAGAAGCUCGUAGAAGCGAUGAAAUCCCCCAAAGACAGGCUUCUGAUUCUCCAGCUGGAGGAAAAGAUCCGCUAUUUCAUCAGCGAUUCCAGUGAACAAUCCUUGGAAUUACCUCCAUCAAAUGCGUUUGGGCGCCUUCUCGCACAUAAGUUGGGAGACUACUACCAUUUGACGCACUUUGUGGACAACAAUGUAACGUCGGUGAGGCUUCACCGUACGCCUUUCUGUCGACUACCUACCGCUUUGUCCGCGGUACAUGCCGUGGUCAAUACAACUCCGCCGCCGGUUACCCUCCCGAAGAAGAUUAUGCGCAGAACGGAUGGAGACCGGCCUUCCAUGGAUGGAAGUGUAGGGGCCAGUUCAUCUGCUGCUUCUAAGGCCCCCUCGGAAAAUGGCGAAGCCGGUACAGAUGGAGAUCAACCAGGGUCCUCCAUAGGAACACCUGCUAAAGAUAGAUCUCUUUUGAGCAGAGAAGCUCGAGAGGCUAAGUAUAACGAAGUUCGCGAACGAAUUUUCCGCGAUUUCCCCGACAAUCCAAAGCCAGACUCAGCUAGUGGCGAGUCAGUUCAUAAUAUGUCACGUUCCAGCUCUACUAGCGGGCGCAAGAAGAACAACAACAGCAGCAACCGCCAAAGGGUCCAGGACGAUGGUUUUGAAGGGCGAUCUCAAUUCAACGCUUACUAUCUUCCAGGAGCGAGUGGUUACAAUGGUCCCAUGCCAUACAAUGGAAACGUAGGCGAUGGGACAUACGCUGGCCAAGUUCCAUAUCUGGUUGGUCCUGGUGUCUCGCCGCCUACAAACAGCUUUAUCCCCCAGGUACAAACCGGCGGCAUGUAUCAGGGGAACAUGGGUGUUAGCAAUGUGCAGCCCUACCCAUUGAAUAUGUCUACCCAGAUGACCUCCAAUCCGUCUUGGCAGACUGGUUCCAUGCCGCAGCAAUCCCCAUACUCCGGCUAUGCUUCGAUGAAUCAGCCUGGUAUGAGCCAGCAGUCCUCUACCAAAUCAUCGCCAGCCAUGACCAACUAUGCUAUCCCACAGCAAGGGCCGUAUCAGCAGGCUGCUAGCUGGAAUCAGCAGUCUUACGCCAGCAAUUACCCACAGCCUAUGCCUCAGCGUAAUCAGCCGCCCGUGCAUUGGCCCAGUUAUCCGCCUCAGUCCAUGACACCGAACAUGACGGGUUACUCAUACGCACAAUACCCUGGCCAACAUAUGAACCCAGGUUACCAAGCUCAUUCUCAUCAGAUGAUGUCAGGGGGACCGAGGUCCCAUUUCAAUCCCCAAACACGUUCCUUUGUCCCGGGUGCGCCUCCGCCUCCUCGCCAUCCGAAUAAGGGUCCCCAGCUUCCCAUGUCAACAUACGGAGGCAUGCCGCCCCACCAGGCUCAAUGGUCUGCCGGAUAUCCAGACCAAAGUCACAACAGGAGCAUGGAUCCUCUGUCGGCCGGUAGUCAAGGCCGUCCCCCGACCAACACCAACACAAACACAAACUCCCUUGCAAAAUGGGGCACACCAUCCCACCUUCCUCCUAAACCUCCUCCAUCUGAAGUUCCAUCCGACUACGACCUCAAACACCGAGCCGGCACUCUUCCAAUGCCAACAACUGCGCAAUUCAGUGGGAGUCCCAUCGCCACUUCCAACAAUGGCCCGCUUGUGGUAUCAGGGGAGUGA
Penicillium chermesinum is the source of this 2436-nucleotide messenger RNA. RefSeq names its product putative R3H domain protein. Gene Ontology annotation, biological process: galactose metabolic process. Gene Ontology annotation, molecular function: nucleic acid binding. The transcript has 4 exons. The record is from RefSeq and is a predicted model, not a curated record. Lineage: Eukaryota; Fungi; Ascomycota; Eurotiomycetes; Eurotiales; Aspergillaceae. The coding region runs from base 1 to 2436 and encodes 811 amino acids.